AUGGCCGAGUACGUCAACAUUGUCCGAAGGGCUUUGGGACAAAUAGGAGGUCACGGCGGGGUCCGGGGCUUUCUUCUACAACUCUUGAGGGUAAACGAUGUGAAGACGGGCGCCCUGAUCGGUGUAGACAAAUAUGGCAACAAAUACUACGAGGACAAGAAGCACUACUUCUUUGGUCGACAUCGCUGGGUCAUCUACACCACGGAGAUGAAUGGGAAGAAGACUUUGUGGGAGGUGGACGGCAGCAUGGUGCCCGCAGAAUGGCACCGCUGGCUCCACUGCAUGACGGACGACCCCCCCACGACCCACCCGCCCGAACCCAAGAAGUUCUUGGCCGAGGUGCACCAGUUCAACGUGAGCGGCACCCCGCAGCAGUACGUGCCCUACCCCACCACGCGCAAGAAGAUCCACGAGUGGGUGCCCCCCAAAGCCCAGUGA
Molecule: messenger RNA, 438 nt
Organism: Nerophis lumbriciformis (worm pipefish)
Lineage: Eukaryota; Metazoa; Chordata; Actinopteri; Syngnathiformes; Syngnathidae
Source: RefSeq, a predicted model, not a curated record